GGCGUAGCUCGUAGCUUAUCAUUUCAAUUGCAUCUUCCCUGUACGCUAACAAAUAAUGGAGGAAUACAAAUCACUGAAAAUCAUUCAAAAAUCUCCAAAUUCUCUUGUUUAUUACCUGUAUCUCAACCGACCCACACACCUCAACGCUCUCUCACAAGAUUUCUUCACUGAAUUCCCCAAAGCCAUCUCCUCACUCGAUCAAAACCCCGAUGUCGCCGUUAUCAUCCUCGCUGGCUCCGGCAAGCACUUCUGUUCCGGCAUCGACCUCCAUACCCUAGGUGAUGUCUUCAAAGAAACCGACGCCGUUGAUUGUGGCCGUAAAGUUGAGAGACUCCGGCGACAUAUCAAGUUUCUUCAGGAGGCUAUUACUGCCUUAGAGUGUUGCCGUAAACCGGUGAUUGCUGCUGUCCAUGGCGCAUGUAUCGGUGGUGCGAUUGAUAUCAUUACUGCCUGUGAUAUUAGGUAUUGUUCUACUGAUGCUUUUUUCUCAGUGAAAGAGGUGGAUUUAGCUAUUACGGCUGAUCUCGGGACACUUCAGAGGCUUCCCAGUAUUGUUGGGUUUGGAAAUGCUAUGGAGUUGGCUUUAACUGGUCGAAGAUUUACAGGUUCUGAAGCUAAAGAUUUGGGCUUGGUGUCUAAGCUUUUUACUUCUAAAGAAGCUUUGGAGGAAGGUGUCAAAGUUGUUGCUAAGGAAAUAGCAAUAAAGUCUCCACUUGCUGUUAUUGGAACAAAAGCUGUGUUGCUGAGAAGUAGGGAUUUGACAGUGGAACAAGGCCUGGAUUAUGUUGCCACAUGGAAUUCUGGUGCCCUGUUAUCAGAUGACUUAAAAGAAGCAAUUUCAGCACAUAGCCAGAAGAGAAAGCCCAAAUUUGCUAAACUCUAGUUUGGUAAAUCAUGGAAUUUGAAAGUGUCAAUAGAUAUGCAUGUGCGCGAAUAAGACUGUCUGUUGGUCGAGUGACUGAGACCGAGGAGACACGGAAUGAUCCAUAAGUGUCUGUCUGACUUUAUGAAGAGCUUUUCGUAGAACCUCUAUUAUGCUUAAGGUCGGCUUGGAUAUUUCUGUCUUGUGAAAUUGUACUAAGUUGUUAGCCUGAGAAAAGAUAUCGUAUGGAAAAUCAUCUACGUGUUUUUACGUGCUGCCUACAUCAUACUAAUGUUGCAGCAUAUGUAUUGUCAUUCUAUGACUUGUGUUAACUGACAUCUCAACAAAACCAAUGUCUAGCUUUAAAUUACGUGCAUAGUCCUGCUUGCAAUUAACGAUCAAA
Molecule: messenger RNA, 1265 nt
Organism: Solanum lycopersicum (tomato)
Lineage: Eukaryota; Viridiplantae; Streptophyta; Magnoliopsida; Solanales; Solanaceae
Product: delta(3,5)-Delta(2,4)-dienoyl-CoA isomerase, peroxisomal
Cellular component (GO): peroxisome
Molecular function (GO): delta(3,5)-delta(2,4)-dienoyl-CoA isomerase activity
Source: RefSeq, a predicted model, not a curated record